This is a messenger RNA of Fusarium mangiferae, 2070 nucleotides long. RefSeq lists its product as uncharacterized. The record is from RefSeq and is a predicted model, not a curated record. Gene Ontology annotation, cellular component: nucleus. NCBI's taxonomy places the organism in Eukaryota, Fungi, Ascomycota, Sordariomycetes, Hypocreales, Nectriaceae. The transcript has 4 exons. Bases 1 to 2070 code for a protein of 689 amino acids.
AUGGGGAAGUUGUUCGGCAGCUUGUUCCAGAAGCCAGGCGACACUGUGGGAACCCAGGAGCCGCGUGCAUCUACCUCCACCAAGAGUGCCAGGAUGCGGGAUCCUACAAACGCCAUUCGCUCAUCAGGUCUCGCCCCCUCGGCCGCAGUCUCCGCCGCCACCGCCAACGCCAACAGCAACGACGGUGCCUGUGACUCGAGCGCCCAUGCCCACUUCGCCGCCGCCGUUGCUGAUAACCCUGACUCUCCAGGGUCGCUCAUCAACUCGGGCUCAAGCUCGCUGACGCAGUCGCCGUCGCCCCAGCCCGAGACCCCUACCACGGGCCAUUUUCUGCCUGGCGCUCACGCUAACUUUGCUUCUAAAUCCGUUGUUCCAGCCGCUGCCUCGGUGCUGUCGAGUACUAUUACUACCGCUAAAGCUGCUGCCCCCCAACUCUCCAUCGGCGACUUUGAUCCUUGUAUUCACACCAACACUUCCUUCGACCUCACCGAAGAGUUCCAAAUCGCUGAUACUAACCCUCACAUCAGCAAUCGCGACAUUGCCAUUCAGCCAUUCGACUAUACACUUCCUGAGGACACCGAAAUCACCAUGACUACCGGGCCAUCCCUCGACCCUUCUAUGGGCCGCCGGGACUCAUUUGUCAGCGCUGGCCCUAAGCCCAUAUCGAUGAACAAUCCCAACCGUGGUGAUAAUGCGAACCGCAAUAGAAGAGAGUCCCUUGCUGGCAGCCUUAUGGGAGGUGGCAUGAGCUGGGGAGGCAUGUCUUUUGGUAGUUUUGUUAGAGACGAUAUUAUGAUGGCAGGCACAUCGCCUUUCGGAACUCACCAGUCUCCUUCCUUUCACUCGUCUUCCUAUCUCCCUAAGUUGGAGGCCAACUUCAUGCGAGAUUUCACCUGCUGCGGAAAGAUCCUGCCUAAUCUCCACGACUUGCUGCAACAUUACGAGGAAGCCCACACGCAACCCAGCCCGAACACAGCCCGAAAUAAUGCCUUUUCUCAAUUUUCUCAGUUGGGGCUGCCUAACGCCCCUCGGAUGUCGAUGUCUCGAUCCGGGUCGGCCGCGCCAGGCGGCAGUUCCCUUGCAACGAACCAACUUGGACAACAUAACCGCGGCCAACAGACGCCCCAUGAUGCUCAUGGAGGCUCUGCAAUUGCGUCAAAUCUGAAUGAUGAGAUGGAUGCUGUUGCAGAUAUGGAAAUGGACGAUGCUGUUGGCACAAUGGAGAUGGACGAUAGCCAGCGAAUGACCCAAACGAGACAACUCUUCGGUCAGCAGCAGAGGCCCGAGCUGAACAUGAACACCUCUGGUCUUACGCAGGGCCUACGGACCUCUCAGCCACCCACUCCCGCUGCCGCCAGCUUUGGCCUCCAGAACAACCCCACAGUCUCGUCCGUCAACACACCUACUCUUACGACCCAAGGACAAGUACCACAUACCCAGCAAGUCGAUAUGGAGGAAGACCUACCAGGUAUGCCUAUGGGUGGCAACACAAACGAUAUUGGCGAUAUGAGCUUUGGCGGAAACCAGAACAAUAGUGAUUCGAACUUUUGCAUAAACGAUCCUGGGAAACAUCUUUUCAGCUCCACUGGUGCUUUCCCUGCUGCCAACCGUUCCAUCCAGGCACAACUGCAACAGCUGGGCAUUAACCAAGCCCAGUUGAACGAUCCACAGGCCAAUAAGAUUCUUAUGCAGCGUUUACAGAGCAUGAUGAUGCCUGAAGAGCACAAACCGUUCAAAUGUCCAGUUAUUGGCUGCGAAAAGGCAUACAAAAACCAGAACGGUUUGAAAUACCACAAAACUCAUGGCCAUCAAACCCAACAACUUCACGAGAAUGGAGACGGUACCUUUUCUAUUGUCAACCCAGAGACUAGUGCCCCUUACCCCGGAACAUUGGGAAUGGAGAAGGAGAAGCCUUUUAGCUGUGAAACAUGCGGCAAACGAUACAAAAACUUGAAUGGACUGAAAUACCAUAAGGCUCAUUCCCUUCCCUGCAAUCCUGACUUCAAGCUUCAGGCUCUUGCAGCAGGCAUGAACUUACCGGGAAUAGGAGAAGAUCAAAUGAUGCAAUAG